Parnassius apollo (apollo) is the source of this 378-nucleotide messenger RNA. Lineage: Eukaryota; Metazoa; Arthropoda; Insecta; Lepidoptera; Papilionidae. The record is from the annotation of a GenBank genome assembly.
AUGCAGGUGUCCUCUCCGGCUGAUGUCUCAAAUCUCUGCUACCCGGGGUACAAACUGGAACACUCCUUUGUGCCUCGGGCUGGAGUUUGCGUUUGCGUCAGAGAGGACAUCUGUUAUCGAUGCCUCGGCAGACUUGAAGGUUCGGACCUGUCCAUCCUUUGGCUCCGCGUGGACAGCGAUGACCAUCCGCGCGUCUUCGGGUGCCUCUAUAGGUCCCAUAGCGGUAAUGCCGAAACAGACCGACUCUUCGACCACGUCCAAAUGGCUACAGAUUCGUUUCUACAGCAGAUCCCCUCCGCAGAGAUCGUGAUCUUCGGCGACUUUAACGCCUAUCACGCCGAAUGGCUUGGUUCAUGUUUAACCGAUCAUGCAGGGUGA